UCCAGCUGUGGCACCCAGCGGGCCGGCUCCGGCUGUGGCACCCAGCGGGCCGGCUCCGGCAACUAGCGGGCUGGCUUUUGCAGACUGCAGAUCCAUCCCGCAGCAAUAUGCUUCCUCAGCCCCAGGUGUCAUGUCUGACUCCUCUCUGCAGAAGCAGAGUCCUCUGCCCCCCAUGCCCCUGCAGGUUAAAAAUAGUGAGCCUCCAAACUCUGAGGGGAUGCUCCCAUCCAAGGCAAUGGUCACUGGACCCUCCUUUCACUACACAGCAACUCAAGGCAACAGAAGGUACGACUGCAGGUUCACAAGUCAGCUGCCCCCCUUGCAGAGUGCUCAGCAGACCACGAAACACUCCCCGGCCGACACACCCCAGGCCCGGGACACUCAGGCCCCCUCUGCCAGGAACGGCUUAUAUAGAAGCUCCCACCAGCCCUGGGCAGACAGGAGCGAGAAAGACAGCCUCACUGGGAAUGUGACAGUGCCGUUCUGUGAUGUGACAGGCUGCCCCAGCAUCCUCAGCCAGCCCUUCAUUGAGCCCAGGAGACCCUCUGUUAUGACAGGUGCUCCAACCCUCGCUCCCAGUAAUUCAGAGAAAGGGUUGGGGCCUUGCAGCCAGCCGUCAAACUCAGUCAUAGACACACAUGCCACCAAGGAAAGCUUAGUGAGGGACAUGAAAAAGCUGGUAGAAAUAAAGAAGAAGUUUUCAGAACUUGCGCGGAAAAUCAAGAUCAACAAGGAUCUUUUAAUAUCAGCUGGGUGUAUUAAGACAAGUACCUCUUACAAAGAGUUAACUCAGCAUUCUGCACUGGCUCUGAAAGACACGGCCCGCCUCCAGCCUGGUCCACAAGUCCCAGCUCAAAUUCUUCCUGGUCCACCGCUCCCGACCCAAAUUCAGUCGAGGAUUCUGGCCCAGAUACAGCCUCAGAUCCUGGCACAGAUUCCACCUGGUCCCCAGGUCACUGUGGUCCCCACAGAGAAGCCACCCAUACUUCUGGCUUCCGAAGAAGCAGCCAAGAGUUCUAGUGUGCAGGAAGCAAAGCACAGAAAGCCCGAGCCAGUCGGUUACAUUUCAGCUGACACCACCUGCAUGGCACCUGCGCAGCUCCACGGCAAGCACAUUCUGACCCCUGCGAGGCCCUCUGUUGUGGACAUCGCCCAGGCUGCCGUGGGAGAUGCUGCACAGUUUCCACCAGGGAACCCUGCGAGCCUUCAGCAGAGCACGCCAGGAAACCCUCCCUUAGCUGCUGCCCCACACUUGGAGCAGCCGCAGCCUCUCAAAGACCACACCUCAAAGACCAGCUCCACUUACAAAAGCUCUCUGCUACACUACCUCCUACAUGACAGUUCUCCAAAGAGAGGAGCAGAUGACCCUGUCUCCGGAACGCAGAGUCUUGAGCCGCAGCCCAGCACACACACCGCUGGGGGCCAGCCGGACUCGAGAGCUGAAGAAACUCCUGGUACCACAGGCACCCCUGUCCCGGGCAGCCCGCUCCUUGCGGGGCAGGCCUCCUCGGCCAGCAGCCUGGCAGCCCCUCAGGGUGGCAACCCCUGCUCCUUGGAGUUGCUGGCCACUUGUCUGUCCCUAUGGAAGAAGCCUCCUUCAGAGCCGGCCACAUCUGGGGUGGCAUCUGUUGAAGGACAGCCUGUGGCCACCUGUACCAGGAACUCACUGCUUCCCUCAGCUGAGGGGCAUCCUGAGGGCAGGGUGCCUGCCACCCCACAGAAUGCGGUACUGGUAGUGCAGAACCAUGAGCCUGGGGGUGCCAUCCUCACAAAGGGCACAGAGCUGCAGAUCGCUGUGGUGACACCCAUCAUCCUCUCUGAGGCCAAGGUGCCAGUGCCUGCACCUGCUCUGGAGCCGAUAUUCCCCGUCAUCAAGGAGGGCAGCGUUUGCAGCUUGCAAGACCCGCUGACCAAGAGUGUCUCAACCAGCCUGACUGCCUGUGUGAGUGCCACCAGCCCUCUCGUCAGCACCAAGGCCUCCCCCCUUGCUCACAAGGGGAAGCCAGACCACUGCUCCAACAGAAGCUCUGAGGAUACUCGGCCCACCCAUGCCAGCCACGGGGGAGGCCUGGACUCUGAACCUCAGGAGCCCUCUGCCCCCAGCAGCUCUGGGUCGAGUGAGAACAUCCUACAGAUCGACUCGAUCUGCUCUCUGGUGGAAGGAGACACCUCUUACAAUUCCCAGAUAGCAAAGAUGUUCUCUGUGCCCCCAUUGCAGAAGGCUGAGCCACAAACCCCACCCUGCAGUACCCUGACAGAGCAGGCCAGUGGCCACACAGGGAAACGGGACUCUGGUCCUCAAGAAGAUGGGUGUGUGCAGGGUCCGGCUCAGCCCCACAUACCAGCUGCCCCUGUAGCUCCCCUUGGGCCCCCUAGGGCGGAGCCCCCAAAGCAAGAGGGCACAGACAGUGGGGCUGCAGAGGGCUGCAUGAGGUCUGCCUCCGAGGAUGGGGCAACUGGCCCACGGUGCUCACCCAUCCCUCAGGGGACUGCGGUGCCGACUACCAGCACUGCCCAGGAUGCCCUGGGAGCGGGGGCCCUUGAGGAAGAGAAGGAAGAGGUGGAGGAGAGCCCAGACUCUGGCCUAGACGACCAGCUGUUGGAACUCCUCAAAGAGUUUCCCUAUGGGCUUGAGCCUGCGUGCAGACCCCUGCCCCAACCCAUGCCUGAGCAGACCCCCACAGGCUCUGCCACUCCCAAGGAUGCCUCAGAUCAGAUACAGAUCACCGUCCUCAGCUCAAAGCAAAUGAAAGAACUGUUCCCGGAGCAAGAUGAGCCAGCAAAGCCGCCAGAGCAGGGGCCUGCCAUGGAGCAGGAGCCUGCCACCACAGAGGGCCACGGGGAUUGCCCCCUGGCAGCUGCCACCAGUGCAGAGAGUCCUGACUGUGUCAUCAUGGACAUGGAGAAGGACAUCUCUUGUUGCGCCCUGGGUUGGCUGGGCAAGAUUUACGAGGGCGUGCCCCCCUGCCAUUGCCAGCCUGCCAAGAAGAGGAAAAGAGAGGAGAGGCAUCCUUCGGGGCCCGGUGGCAAUAGUGAGAAACAGAAGGAAAAGACUUCCCGGAAGAGCGGCCAUGCCACCUCUAGCCAAGAUUUGCCAUGCCUCCACACCAAGGCCUCCCCGACCGCUCACGACAGGAAGAAGACAGAAGAAGGCAAGACUGGCGGGGACAAGGCCCAUGCCAAGCAUGGUGGCAACUGUAGCAGCAGCAGCACACCCAGGACUGAGGCAGAUCCCAGGAACAGCAGGAAGCCAGGCGCUCUGCACAGUCACAGAAGCAGCACCAAGUGGACCAUAGAGCAGUUCAGCUUCCAUGCCACCAGCAGCACAGCCAAGAUAACCCAGGAGAAACUGCAGAAGAAGCCCUGCCUGCAGGGCACCAGCCCCUUCAAGGCAAAGGUAAGCUUCCUGUCCAGUAAGAGCAAAGACCUGCACAGGAAGCCCGGUUCCUUGGUAUCCGCUUUGACUUCGCCAGAGAAGAGGAAGCUGAAGCUGAAGGCGGGUGGCUCCCUCCAGGGGCUUUGGGGCAAAAGGAAACGUGAGGAAGGCAAUGGGAGUGGGCUGGCCUCUUCCUUCAAUAAGAAGAGAGAGGAGCACAGGGGCAUUGUGGAAACUGAUGCCCCCAAGCUGUGCCUCUCCUCCUCUUCCCCCUGUGAGCCCACUGCCAAGGAAAAGCCAGCAUCUCUGGAUACCAGGCCCUCAAUGGCUGCAGAGGGGUCCUCCAAGGGGAGCAGAGCCAGCUCCCUGGAGUACCUGCAGAGGCAGAAACAUAAAGAUGGCCUCAGGGCCUCGAAGAAAAACUACAGGAAGAUCUCGUCCCGGGAUUCUCAAUUCCUGCGGGCCGGCAAGCUGGGCAUGCGGCCUGGCCUAAGCAAGAAGCACGGUGGUCCCGGCCAGAGCUCCGGGGAGCCCCUGGGCCUCAACAUCCUUGGCAAAAGCUUCCGAGCCUACCACAAGGAACCCAAGCCCCUCAGCUCACACGAGAGAGGUGCUGCUGAGCCCAGGCCAGCAGAGAAGAUGCGAGCAGACAGGCCCAGAGGGGACAAGCUGGCCAGCCAGGAGGACACCAGCCUCCCCGCACCUGGCCAGGCCAAGGACCAGAGGAAGCUGUACCUCAACAGGGUGGGUUUCCGCUGCACGGAGCGCGAGAGCAUCUGCCUAUCUAAGCUGGAGGGCUCCCCGCAGAAGCCGAGCAGAGACAAGCAGCAGGCGCACAUGGAGCCUGGGAGCCCCUUUGCAGGCAGGGAGGGCCUGGAAAAGUGCAGCAUGCUGGAGUUCAAACUUUGCCCUGAAACCUUAAUCAAGAGUGUCGGCUCGGCCGAGGAGCGCAGGGAGAAGGCCUGUCCGCGCAGGGAGCGUCCCCCCGUGCAAGGUGCAGUGAGGGGCUGGCGGCCCCAGUUUCAGGGAUAAAAAGCACCAAAGAAGACUGGUUGAAGUCUGUGGCAGAAGAGAAGAUGCCAGAAGCCAAGCAGGACAUAGACAAUAGUGUUGUGGGUAACUCAAGACUGUCUAAGAGGAGCUUCAGCGCCAAUGCCUUUGACACAGCUCAGAGCUCAGCAAAGGAUUCCAAGUCCAUGUUCCAGACCUACAAGAAGAUGUACAUGGAGAAGAAA
This is a messenger RNA of Erinaceus europaeus (western European hedgehog), 4611 nucleotides long. RefSeq names its product retroelement silencing factor 1 (gene RESF1). The record is from RefSeq and is a predicted model, not a curated record. NCBI's taxonomy places the organism in Eukaryota, Metazoa, Chordata, Mammalia, Eulipotyphla, Erinaceidae. Gene Ontology annotation, cellular component: nucleus. The coding region runs from base 131 to 4408 and encodes 1425 amino acids. Gene Ontology annotation, molecular function: histone methyltransferase binding. The transcript is spliced from 3 exons.